GAUGAUUAUGCCGGGCAUCCGACACUGGGCCACGAUAAGAUCGUCCCGCUCACCCAGAGCGCCUCGACGGGAUUUGAAGGACAGUUAGAGCUUCGAUUCAAUCCGUUCCUCUAUGUUUCAGGCGGCUGCGAUCCGUAUCCCGCUGUUGAUGCCACCGGCAAUCUUGGGGAAGGUCUGAGGCCGACUGGAGGUGGCAGAAGCGGAUGUGAUGCCGGAGGCACUGCCCAAGUCUAUGUCAGGGGUGGACAAAGUCAGGAUCGUACUGGUAUCAUGUUUUCCUACUACAUGCCCAAGGUCCGCUGGGGCAAGGGCAACAACGAAGGUCAUAGACACUACUGGGCCAGCGUGGUAAUCUGGUUGAACCAGUUUGGCUGCGGGGAAGACGCCUCAUCCGUGUCGCCUGUGGGUGUGUCAUUUACGACCGAUCAUCUUGUCUGGGAUACUGCACCGGCGGGCAAAAUCUCGUACGCUUCCUCGGGAGUCGGAGUGGAUACGCCGACACACCCCAAAAUGCAGAUUCACGACAAUGCCUUCUCCCCAUUCACAGGUGCUGAUGGAGACAAGGUGUUUGAGCGCACAGUCGUCAGCUGGUUCUCUCUUCCCGAGGCUGCGAAGAAAGCGUUGUCCGAUGUCAAAUACGAAAAGACUCAAGUGCCGUUCACCGACGCCAACUUCCAGGCUCAGCUGGACGCCGCAUACCGAGAAAGCUUUUACGGCGGUCUUACGGACCAGCAGGGAUGC
Colletotrichum acutatum is the source of this 741-nucleotide messenger RNA. Its product is annotated as necrosis inducing protein. The transcript is spliced from 2 exons. Lineage: Eukaryota; Fungi; Ascomycota; Sordariomycetes; Glomerellales; Glomerellaceae. The record is from RefSeq and is a predicted model, not a curated record. The annotation marks the transcript as partial.